CCGUCCAAGGUCUUAGUCUUCAGAGUUUCUAUCCUUCAGGAGUUCUUAUCAAGUACCACCCUACGCUUCUUCAUUUGUUCUACCACGCUCACGAUGUCCGCCCAAGAUGUGGAACAAUACGAGUACCAGCUAUCUCAGGUCACCCAAGCCCUUGAGGCGGAUCCAGGCAAUAAGGAGCUUCAAUCACUGAAGGCGGAGUUAUCGGAUCUUAUUACGCUUACGAAGUCAUACCUUACUGAGGCGAGCAAGGGAGCAACACCGACCGAAACCUCGAGCUCCAGAUCCGCGUUCAAAAGUACAAGUCAGCCGGCGAAGACAAGCGAGAAGGAAUCGUUCAAGGUUGGCGACGAGGUCAUGGCGAAAUGGGUUUCCGGAGACAAAGAAUGGUACCCGGCUAAGGUCACUGUUGUAUCAGGCACCGAAGGGAAAUACGUCUACACAGUCCAAUUCACACAAUAUGGUACCAUCGAAACCCUCCCACUAGGGAACAACAUCCGACCCCUUGACGCAUCCCGAAAACGCGCCUACGAAGACUCAACACCCGUAUUCACCUCCUCAACCGGGCCCGAACGGAAAAAGAAGGUGUUGGAGUAUAAGGAACCGACCAUCAAGAAACCCAAAGCUCCCCCGAAGGCCGAACUCGAUGCGGGUAAAAAAUCGUGGCAGGCGUUCGCGAAUAAGGUUGGGAAGAAGAAGGGUGUCAGAGUGUCAGGAGACUCGAUGUUUCGGACGCCGGAUUUGGGGGGGAGGGUUGGUGUAGUGGGUAGUGGGAAGGGGAUGACGAAAGACGCGGGGACGAGGGGGAAGCAUGUGUAUCAGCUUGAUGGGGAGAGGGAUGAUUGAGGGAGGUUUGUUGUGAGGAAUGUCAUGGCUUCGCUGGGUGUCGAAGAAGGGGACCGGUCACUAUGAGAUGGGAGUAUGCCGGCGUUGUUGAGUAAUGGCAACAUUAUGGUUAGCUCGAUUCGACGUGCACUACCCAUCCAGGGGAAGAGUUGAUUAGUAUAGGUAUCUUCUAGUUUCCCGAUCGUGUGUGCAUGGUCGUUGCCGAGGACGAGCUCGAGUCCAUGAGUGUGCCCUUCUUAGGUAGUUACAUGCAUAGCUC
Molecule: messenger RNA, 1102 nt
Organism: Saitoella complicata NRRL Y-17804
Lineage: Eukaryota; Fungi; Ascomycota; Saitoellomycetes; Saitoellales; Saitoellaceae
Exons: 1
Coding region: 94-843 (249 amino acids)
Biological process (GO): negative regulation of DNA-templated transcription
Molecular function (GO): DNA-binding transcription factor activity
Source: RefSeq, a predicted model, not a curated record